Messenger RNA from Salvia hispanica, 1883 nucleotides. Its product is annotated as protein NUCLEAR FUSION DEFECTIVE 4-like. The record is from RefSeq and is a predicted model, not a curated record. NCBI's taxonomy places the organism in Eukaryota, Viridiplantae, Streptophyta, Magnoliopsida, Lamiales, Lamiaceae. Gene Ontology annotation, cellular component: membrane.
GAGAGCAGUAUAAGUAGCUAUCCACAAAUUCAUAAUCGAAUAUUCAACACUCCCAAGUCCAAACAACAUUCUUAUCCCCUACCAAGAACAAACCAACCAAAAUCAAAAUGGCGGAGGGCGGCGGAGCAGUAGCGAUGCAGAUGCUCCGCGGGCGAUGGUUCAUGGUGUUCGCGUGCCUCCUGAUCCUGUCAAUGUCCGGCGCCACCUACAUCUUCGGCGCCUACUCCAACGACCUCAAAACCUCCCUCGGCUACGACCAGACCACCCUCAACCUCAUCAGCUUCUUCAAGGACCUCGGCGGCAACAUCGGCGUCAUGUCCGGCAUCAUCAACGAGUUCACCCCUCCCUGGGUCGUCCUCGCCAUCGGCAUGACCAUGAACUUCUCCGGCUACUUCAUGAUCUGGCUCGCCGCCACCCACCGCAUCUCCCCUCCCCCCGUCUGGCAGAUCUGCCUCUACAUCUGCGUCGGCGCCAACUCGCAGACCUUCUCCAACACCGGCGCCCUCGUCACCUGCGUCAAGAACUUCCCCCAGAGCAGGGGAAUUGUCAUCGGCCUCCUCAAGGGCUUCACCGGCCUCAGCGGCGCCAUCAUGACCCAGCUCUAUCGCGCUUUCUACACCGGCGACUCCAAGUCCCUCAUCCUGCUCAUCGCCUGGCUUCCCGCCGCGGUCUCUCUUGUGUUUUUGCCUACGGUUCGUUUGAUGAAAGCCGAUUCCAAGCCGGAGAACGAACUCCGCGUCUUCUACCAUCUCCUCUACAUAUCUCUCGGCCUCGCCGGUUUCCUCAUGAUCGCAAUCAUCUUCCAAAACUGGCACACUUUCACUCAGCCAGCAUACGCCGGCUUCGCCACCGUCGUCCUCAUCCUCCUCUUCGCCCCGCUAGCUGUUGUCUUCAGAGAAGAGCUCAAUAAUUGGAAGGGAAGGAAAGAAGAAGAAGUGAGCGAUUCGACGACGGCUGUGAAAGUGAUCACGGAGGAGGCUGGGCCGGAAAAGGUGGAGGCGACGCCGUGGUGGAAAGACGUGCUGAAGCCGCCGGAGAGAGGCGAGGACUACAACAUACUCCAGGCGCUUUUCAGCAUCGACAUGAUCAUUCUGUUCACAGCAAUCACGUUCGGCGUGGGCGGGACGCUGACCGCCAUCGACAACCUGGGGCAGAUCGGCCGGGCGUUGGGAUAUCCGGCGAAAACUAUCACUACGUUCGUGUCGCUGGUCAGCAUAUGGAACUACCUCGGGCGGGUCACAGCGGGAUUCGUGUCGGAGAUAGUCCUGGCCAAGUACAAGUUCCCGCGGCCGCUGAUGCUGACGCUGGUGCUGCUUGUCUCGUGCUCCGGCCACCUCCUGAUCGCAUUCGGCGUGCCUAACUCGCUCUACGUGGCCUCGGUCAUCAUGGGGUUCUGCUUCGGGGCGCAGUGGCCGUUGAUCUUCGCCAUCAUAUCCGAGAUCUUUGGCCUCAAGUAUUACUCCACGCUCUACACAUUGGGCGGGGGCGCCAGCCCCCUCGGCGCGUACAUUCUCAAUGUGAGGAUCACGGGGCAUUUGUACGACAUGGAGGCGACGAAGCAGUUGGCGGCGAAAGGGCUGACGAGGAGGCACGGGGAGGAUCUGUCGUGCACCGGCGUCGCCUGUUACAAGCUCGCGUUUCUCAUCAUCACCGCCACUACCAUGGUUGGCUGCAUUGUUUCCUUCAUCUUGGUAGUGAGGACUAGGAAGUUUUACAGAGGGGACAUAUACAAGAAGUUCAGAGAUGAGCAAAUUGCCGAAAGUUAAACAAUUGGAAACAGAGUCCUCUGUUUCUCAUCUUACUUACUUUAUCAUGGAUAUUAUGUAUUGUAGAUAAAAAUAUCAUUUACUCAAUUGAUACAAGAUUAUAAUCGCUUCACACAA